This is a messenger RNA of Mitosporidium daphniae, 1317 nucleotides long. RefSeq lists its product as uncharacterized. Bases 1 to 1317 code for a protein of 438 amino acids. NCBI's taxonomy places the organism in Eukaryota, Fungi, Microsporidia. The transcript has 3 exons. The record is from RefSeq and is a predicted model, not a curated record.
AUGGAGGCGCAGACACGCGCAGUAGAAUCAACGCUUUCGGAGCUCCUUGCAACGGCCGAGGAUAUGAUAGAAGAGGGCCCCGAGCCUGUAGCUGGAAUCCUCCAUGAGGCUGUCGAAACGCUUCUACGCACGCGACUACAGCUGCUCUCUGAGCGCACCUCGCUGCGUCAGCUCGUCAAAUCGGGCACACUGGAGGUCCCCACUCUCAGUGACAAGUCGAUUGAAGAGCUGCCGCAAUAUAAAACCUGGAUUCGCAUUCUCGAGGUUAUCAUCAUUGUAUCUCACUGGCUAGGUCAAGUUGAAGACACUUGGACCCAACAACCGCCUUUCCAAGUGGAUUGCCGAAGAGAACCUAAUUUGAUUGGCUCGGUUCGCAUCCAAUUCGAUUAUUAUGACCACAUUGCACCUGCUCGCUAUGUUUGCCUAGCCAUGAACAUGAUUGCGAAAAUUAUCCUUGCCGCUGACUCUUUGCUGUUAGUCUUUGUUUUUCUGGCGCUGAUUGAGAAUGGCAUUUUCCGAGAAUCAGAUACUGUUUGCGCUGCACCCUGCUCCUCCCGCGCAUCUGCUGCAAGCCCACCAAGAUUGAAUUCUGUCUCGCCGCCCCAGAUUUAUUCUCCAAAAAUGGGACACCCUACCUCGCAUGGAGGGCCAUGCGAACAGAAAAGUGGAGACCCUCAUAUUCCAACUUCCAGCUUUGUUGAUCGACGUUGCUCCCCCUCUAGCCUGGUGGAUGAAUUUGGCUCUGCAAAUGGGCAUUGUUCGUCUUCGGCUUCUAAACGUUUUUGUGGUCCAUACGCAGGUGAUGGAGGCCAAUAUACCACUGGAGCAGGUUCAUGCUGCCACUUCAGCCUUUGGGAUUUUAUUUUUCAACUCAUUCCAUGCAAUGGCAUUUUUGGACGGCUGUUUUCGUUUUUUCUCAGCGUUGCUUGCGAAAUUACGUUCCACGACGUUAUCUUUUUCUACAUUCUGAUGGGUGGCAUUUAUUUUGCUUACAACUUUUAUACCUACAUCCCGCUCUUCCAUGCAAGAUGUAAAACCGAGACACCAUCCUAUCCAGAAAAGUGCCCUCAAGCCAGCACUGUUAAAAGCUACCAUCAAAAGCCAGAGAGUCAAUAUGAUGGCACCCAGAGAUCCCAAAGCCAUCACAGUCAUGAGCACGGCCGUCAUGACUAUAAACCCCCAGAUCCCGACCGUCAGCCACCGGUUAUAAACGAGACGCGCAAACCCAUGCACCAUCGCGACCAUAAACAGAGGAGAAAGGGCCUUGGCCAUGAAAUCAAUCAUGAACCCCUCCAUGAAGCUGCUACUGUAAUUUAA